Messenger RNA from Schistocerca cancellata (South American locust), 3569 nucleotides. RefSeq names its product homeobox protein aristaless-like. The transcript is spliced from 6 exons. Gene Ontology annotation, molecular function: DNA-binding transcription factor activity, RNA polymerase II-specific; RNA polymerase II transcription regulatory region sequence-specific DNA binding. Bases 6 to 1412 code for a protein of 468 amino acids. Gene Ontology annotation, biological process: regulation of transcription by RNA polymerase II. The record is from RefSeq and is a predicted model, not a curated record. Lineage: Eukaryota; Metazoa; Arthropoda; Insecta; Orthoptera; Acrididae.
CGCGAAUGGACCUGAGCACGCGCGCGCGUUUGACCGUCUUGGGGCGAGGGCCGCACAAGCCGGCGCCCGCCAGAGCGGCCAAGAGCGUGCUCUCCAUACGCAGCCUCGUCGAAGACGACAACGCGCCCGGUUCAGAGAGCAGACAGUACGACACUACCGUGCUUAGCGACGGGAGUGACAACGGGACGUUCUACGAUGGAGAAUCCGCAGCCGUACACGAGGGACGUGCGCCCCCUGGACGAGUAGACGCGGACGCCGACACGGAGCCGAUGGGCGUGCUGGCAGGGGACAGCAGCCCGGCGCGCGCCGACCCGGACGGGCAGUCCGCGGCGCACCGCCAGCCGGAGGCGGCGGCGGGGGCGGCAGCGGGGGCGGAAUCCGCGGGCGAGCGCUCCGCCGCGCAGCCCGAGUCGCCGCCCCCGCAGCCCCGGACGCCCACCGCUACGGCGCCGGCCUCAGAGAGCCCUGCCCCGGCUGUCGACCACGACGGGGGCGGCAGCGGAGGCGGCGGCGGGGGUGGAGGCUGCAGCGACGUGGAGAUCGACGAGCUGGCGCCCAAGCGCAAGCAGCGCCGCUACCGCACCACCUUCACGUCAUUCCAGCUGGAGGAGCUGGAGAAGGCGUUCUCCAGGACGCACUACCCCGACGUCUUCACGAGGGAGGAGCUAGCGAUGAAAAUUGGGUUGACGGAAGCACGCAUCCAAGUGUGGUUCCAGAACCGGCGCGCCAAGUGGCGCAAGCAGGAGAAGGUGGGCCCGCAGGCGCACCCCUACUCGCCGCUGCAGGCCUACGGCGCGCCGCCGCCCGCCGCCGUCGUCGCGCCGUCGCUGCCGCACCCCUUCUCGCACCUCGGCUUCGGGCUGCGCAAGCCGGCCUUCGACUCGGCGGGCGCCUUCCGCUACCAGCUGGCCGCCUACCUGCCGCCCCCGCACUUCCGGCCGGCGCCGCCCCCGCCGCCCCACGGCCCGCCCCCGCUGCUAGCGCCCGCGGGGCUCGGCGCCCUCGGCUACCACCACGCCGCUGCAGGUUCCUUCCAGACACUGCUGGCAAAUAUCUCAGCUGCACAACAUCAGCAGCAGCAACAGCAGCAGCGGCACAGUCCCAAAGACGAGUACCAGCAGGCGGUGCCUAAUCCACCCCCGCCUCUGCCCCCGCAGCAGCAGGAGCAGGCGGCCACGGCGACGGCGCUCCUGGCAGCUGCCAUCGUGCCUCCCCCGCCGCACCCUCCAGGCCCGCCAACCAGCCCGGGGGCGGCAGUGGCGGCGGCAGCGGCGGCGGCGGCUGCAGCGGCGGCAGCUGCCGCCCCCGAGAUCGACCGUCGCAGCUCCAGCAUCGCGGCGCUGCGCCUCAAGGCGCGCGAGCACGAGCUGCGGCUCGAGAUGCUUCGCAAGAACGGAGACCUGAUAAGCUGAGCGCCAUUUCUCGGGGAAUCCCCAUCCAGAGAGUGUUUCAGGCUUGCCGAACGUGCUAGUUGUGUCUGGUGAUGUUGCGAAAAAAUGGAGACCUGACCAGCUCACGAGAGAUCCCUAUCCAGGGAGUGUUUCACUGCAUCCAGUCGCCCUUAGUGUGUCGAGAUGUUGAGAAAGAAUGUGAGAUCUCAUUAGCUGAGCGUCAUUCCACAGGGAAUCCCCACCCAGCGAGUACUUCAGUGUUGUUAAAGGUACUACAUAUUUCUCCAGACGCUGCAGGAGAAGGGAGACACCAGCCGAGUGCCUCCCCACGGAGAAUCCCCAUCUAGCCAGUGGCUCAGUGCUGCCGAUGAUCCUGACGUCUCGAGAUGCUGGGAGAAAACGGAGACCUCAUCGGGUGAUCGUCAGCCCACAAGGACCUCCCAUCCAGCGAGUGCUUCAGUAUUGCCGAAUGUGCUGACUGUAUCUCAAGAUGCUGCGCAAGAACGCAAAACGUCAUCGGCUGAGCGUCAGACCAAGAUUGUUUCAUUGUAGCUGAAAGUUUAAGUGUGUGUCCAAAUGCCUUUCAAAAAUGCGUUGUUGUGAACCGACAGGUGGUUAAUUGUCACCUAAGAAACACUCCACUCCACCUAAGCUCGGUUUAGAUAAACUGCAUAAGCACAUAGCUACAUUUACGUACAUCGCGGAAGGACAACAUUGACAGCUGCACUCUGGAACAUCAGGAAUCCUCGUUAAGCGUUACAUCCAGUCUCGCUGGAAGAAGGAGCAGUGUCUCAGGAUACUACACAAAAUGGAGAACUCACCUGCUGAACGCUGGCAGACGGAGAAUCCCCGCUGAAUGUUCGGCUCAGUCGCUGAAAGACUAAAAAUAUUCGUAUUACCUCUUGGAAUAAAAUUGUCUUCUGUGCACACUAUAGACUUAGACAUCGAAGAAAAGUGUUUACCGUUGCCAUACGUGUAGGACUACAUAAUUAUGCGAAACAUGGCUGGCACUAAGUUCCUUCCUUUGACUUUUCGAAAGUAAACACAACAGUGAUGAUGUAGUAUUAUAACUGGGCUCUGCUCCCAUAAGUCUACUCCUCGCUCGAGACGUAAUGUUUUUCUCUGUACUGAUGUUUUCAGAGGUUUGGUGAACAUUACACAUUACAUGUUAGCCUUGCAAGCUCUAGCAUCCUGAAGACGAACAUAAACCCGAUACAUGGCAUCAAACUUGAAUAGUAUUACAGCAAUGAUAUGCUCAGUACACUCCAUGCAGAACUAGUUAUUAAUAACACAUGCGAGAGAACGUGAAUAUUUUUGCGAAAGACAAAGAAAUUGUUCGCAGUCGCUGGUUGGAGGCAGAUGUCAAAGCGAGGGGGAAGGUGGAGUGAAUCAGUAAAGACUAAAACUUGAAGCCUCAUUAUUAGUCUUCAAUUAUUCGUUGGUACAUCUUAAUCAACCUUUUGACAGCUUUCGUAGGUCAUGAAGGUCCACAAGAUGUACUAUCUUUCUAUGAAUGAAGUGACAUCGCUGAAAUUGUUAGUUCCGAAACAAAAACUACUGAUUUUGUCAGAGAAUGGGCAAAAAUUGACGUUAAUGUGGUGUUAACCAUGCAGUGCGUAAGAGGAUUGAUCCCAGUGAGCCGGUAAUGAUGUACUUAUACGACACAAGUCUUACAAAAAUGCAAGCUACAGAACUGAAGUAAAUAUCUGCUCCACUAAGCACCACUCACAAAAGUCGUUGAAUAUGGGAGAUUCCGUUUUCACUCGUUAAAUAGACACUAUAAAAUGUCUAGGGACUUUGGGUUUUACGUUAUUGUGUCCGUCACUGUAAUACGUGUUACUGAAAGACGAUGUCUUGAGUUUCUUCAUUAUAAAACAUUUACUCUGAUGUGGAUAUGUAUUUAAUUGUGAGCGAAAUAGAUUAGAAACCGCACUUUUAAAAAGAACUGUCGGUUUUCACAUAUGAAUCACUGUGUUGCAAUAUUUUUACUAUUAGUCAGAAAUCUUUAAAAUAGUCGUUCCUGGUAAUUUUUCACGGAAUUGACAUCAAAUCUGCCAUCGAAUCGCAUCGUAUGCGCACAUUUAUUUGCUGUCCGAUCUCACAGAGAUUUCUGUAAUCAACAGAAUGUCAGUCUAUAAAUUUCUUACAAAGUAACGUCGUAGCGACGAGAGGAAGACA